AUGGCCAAGUCCAAGAGCAAGGCCCCCGCGGCCCCCAAGAAGACAAAGGCCACUGUCGCAGCUCCUCCCGCGCAGCUGCUCGACCUCGUCGAGAACUUUCUCCAAGCCCACCAGCUCACCACCACACACGCCGCGCUGCAGCAGGAGCGCAAGGAGAACGGCUGGGCCGCGGCUGGGGGACAGAAGGGGAAAGGGCAGCAGCAGACUCUCGUGGAAAUCUUUGCCAAAUAUAGCAGCAGCGAUAGCGACAGCGACAGCAGUAGCAGCAGCAGUAGCAGCAGCAGCAGCAGCAGCAGCAGCAGCAGCAGCAGUGACGACGAGAGCGAUGUGGAGAUGAAGGAUGCUGAAACACCCGCCAAGGGGGCGGCUGCUGCUGCUGCUGCUGCCGACUCGGACAGCUCCGACAGCAGCGACAGCGAUAGCAGUGAUAGCAGUGAUAGCGAGGACGAGGCUCCUGCCAAGGCUGGGCUGGGAUCUGCUGGGUCCGCUGUUCCUGUGCCCGCCGCCGCGGCCAACCCGCUGAAGCGCAAGGCUGCUUCCGAGAGCGGAUCUUCCGACUCGGACUCGAGCUCUAGCUCUGAUUCGGAGGACGAUGAUUCGAGCGACGAGUCUAGCAGUUCGGAGGACGAGAAGCCGCAGGCCAAGAAGCAGAAGAAGAAGGUGGUGGAGCCCGAGUCCUCGGACGAUGAGUCCUCUGAUGAGAGUUCGUCGUCGGACGAGAGCGAGAAGGAGGAGGAGAAGAAGAAGAAGAAGAAGAACCCGGCCGCGAAGAAGACGAAGGUUGCCGCCAAGGCUAAGAAGGAGAGUUCCGACGAAGACAGCUCCGAUUCCGACAGCUCCAGCGACGCUAGCAGCGAGAGUGAGAGCGACGAUGACGACGAGACCCUCGAAAAGGCUGCCAAGACCAAACUCCCCGACUCGGGCACCUCAGACUCCUCCUCCGAAUCCAGCUCCGACUCAGACUCGGACGCGCCCGCUAAGAAGGAAGCCUUCCCUUCCGUCAAGAACGGCUCCGACUCCUCCGUGACCAUGGGCAAGACCUCUCCCGACAUCUACCCGCCCCUGCCUCCCGACCCAACCACCUUCAAGAAGAACAACCGCGGCGGCAGCGGUAGCGGCCCCCCACCACCCAGAACCCAGAACGAGCCCUUCUCCCGCAUCCGCAAGGACAUUGUGGUCGACGACAAGUUCAGGUCGAACCGGUUCGAGGACAAUGGCCACGGCUGGGGCCAGAAGGCACACGAGGACCUGAUUGUUACCAAGGGCAAGGGAUUCACCAAGGAAAAGAACAAGAAGAAGCGUGGGGCUUAUCGCGGGGGGCCUAUCGAUAUGUAUGCACGCAAUGGCAUCAAGUUUGAGGACUAG
Cryphonectria parasitica EP155 is the source of this 1365-nucleotide messenger RNA. RefSeq lists its product as uncharacterized. Gene Ontology annotation, cellular component: nucleoplasm; nucleolus. NCBI's taxonomy places the organism in Eukaryota, Fungi, Ascomycota, Sordariomycetes, Diaporthales, Cryphonectriaceae. Bases 1 to 1365 code for a protein of 454 amino acids. The record is from RefSeq and is a predicted model, not a curated record. The transcript has 2 exons.